Molecule: messenger RNA, 1187 nt
Organism: Chaetomium fimeti
Lineage: Eukaryota; Fungi; Ascomycota; Sordariomycetes; Sordariales; Chaetomiaceae
Product: kinetochore Sim4 complex subunit Fta4
Exons: 2
Coding region: 91-1047 (318 amino acids)
Cellular component (GO): Mis6-Sim4 complex
Source: RefSeq, a predicted model, not a curated record
CUUGAACCAUCUCCCACUCAAGUUUCAACACAACACCCGACCCUCACAUAUACAUACAAACCUCACAUCCCACAUCAACUCCCCCGAAAAAUGGCCCCAACCCACCCAACAGUCCUCUCCCUCAAGCAAUCCUUCCUCACCGCCCAAACCCGCCUCCUCUCCCAACCGCUAACCCCAACCCGCGCCUGGCACGACACCAACAACACCAACACCAACAACACCAACACCAACAACACCACCAACACCAACAACACCACCAACACCAACGACGACGAAGAAGUCGCAGCCCUCCCCCCCAAGGCCGUCGACGACGCGCUCUUCAAGCUCAACCACCGGCUGCAGCAGCACGCGCGCCGCGCCUACGCGCCCCAGGCCACGCGCCACGUCGCCGAGCAGAUCGAGCAGCUGUACUGGAAUGCUGCCGAGGCGGCUGCGCUGCGGGGGGAGGAGCUGGGUGGUGGUGGUGGUGAUGGUUAUGAGGGUGGUGAUGGUGGGGGUGGGGGUGGUGAGGGUGGUGAGGGUGAAGGGGUGGGGGAUGGGGAGGGGGAUCGGGCGUUGAGGGUUGGUGCUGAUUUGGCGGAUCCGGCUGUGAUCGCGACGCUCCCGCUAGAGUGGGAGGACGCGGACUCGUCGUCACGGACGCUUGAGACGAAGCGCUAUGCCGAGUUGGCGGGCGAGUUGCACGCUCUUGCGGAGAAGCAGCAGCAGGCGGCUGCGCGGGUGGCACGGCUGCGACGGAUGCGCGCGUUGCUGCAGCCGUUCGCCGCCAAUCCCGACGGUGAUGGUGACGGUAACGGCGAUGGUGGGCGGCUGGAUGGGGUGCAGGAGAACCUGGUCACGCGCAAUGGGGAGGUCGAGACCGAGCUGCAACGCAUGAGGAUGCUGCUCGCGAGAGUGGGAGGAAGGGUCGGGCAGCUGAAGGAGCAGCGGCCGCAAGCAAGAGAGUCGAGCGUGGGGAGUCUGUUCUCGGAUGGGGAGGGGAUGGAGGGUGUGGAGAUGGAGAUGGACGAGCAAAGGAAGGUUGGGUCGCUGUUGGACAGGUUUUAGGGCUUAUUUGGGAACUCGGGGGACUGUUUUGUAGGCGUAAGGUGUUAACGGCUGGGGAAAGCCGCGGACAAGGCGCGGGCGGUUCACGUAUGGCGGAGGCGUCUUUAAUAGUGAUACCCGAUUACACAGGGAAACGGUGU